Rhizophagus irregularis DAOM 181602=DAOM 197198 is the source of this 549-nucleotide messenger RNA. RefSeq lists its product as uncharacterized. The record is from RefSeq and is a predicted model, not a curated record. Gene Ontology annotation, molecular function: protein binding. NCBI's taxonomy places the organism in Eukaryota, Fungi, Glomeromycota, Glomeromycetes, Glomerales, Glomeraceae.
AUGUCCUUAUUACUAUUACCUAACGAAACAUUAUUAAAUGUAUUUCUAAAGUUAAUUGAAAUGGGAGGAAUACGAGAUGUUUUUCGCGUUCAACGUGUUUGCAAAUUAUGGAGGUCGUUAUCACCUGCGGCUAUUGUUGACGCAUUUAAAGAAGGAAAACUUCGAGAUGGAUGGAAAAGUAGUGUUACGUUACAAGAUCAUUAUAAAGAAAAUUAUUCUUUCAUAGGAUGUUUUAAUAUUGAUAUAAAAUUAAAAUCUUAUGAUGAAGAAAGAAAGAUGGUUCAAUUUGAACUUGAAGAUAUAAUAAUAAUUAAGAAUGAAGCAAUGAAAAGACAUCUCAAUACAUUUAUGAAUGUUGAUCUUAAUAUAUUUGAUCAUAUUUUUAAUACAGGAUGUAAAGAAAUUGAAAUAAUUUUAAUUAAAAAAGAUAAAUUAAGAUAUAAAAAAUGUUAUAAAAACGAGAGUGGUAAACAAGUUAAAGUAGAAAAUACAUUAACCUAUUCACAAGCUCCUGUUAACGCUCUUAUUAAAGUACUUUUAACUAAUUAA